Messenger RNA from Styela clava, 4828 nucleotides. The record is from RefSeq and is a predicted model, not a curated record. NCBI's taxonomy places the organism in Eukaryota, Metazoa, Chordata, Ascidiacea, Stolidobranchia, Styelidae.
AUUCUAUCUUAUGCUAGGUCUGUAACUAGUCCCUGAAUUUUAAUGGCAACAGCUACAAAGAAUCCUUUGAAAGAAGAGGUUCAAGAUGCUGCCAAUUUUGUACAAACAUUUCUUGCGGCGGAUAGGGAGCAACUGGAUUUGUCUGAGCUUAUUUCUGCAACUGGAAUAAGUUCUGGAAGCAUUAGCGGAACACAUGAUGAAGAUUAUCCAAAUUUACGAUUACCUCAACUCACAGAUAUUCGAAACAAACCACUGCCUCCCGAAUUAGUCGAACAAUUUGCACAUAUGCAAUGCAAUUGCAUUGUUGGUAUUUUUCCCGAAAUAGGAAGAGCAUGGUUGACUGUAGAUUCUGAUAUAUUUGUGUGGCGAUAUGCAGAUGGAGAAGAUCUAGCUUAUUUUGAUGGACUCUCUGAGACAAUAUUAAGUGUUGCACUAGUCAAACCCAAACCUGGUAUAUUCAGAGAUCACAUCAAAUAUCUUCUAGUCUUGACAACACCGAUGGAGAUUGUUAUUCUGGGAGUCAGUUUUGCAGAAGAAGACGUCAACGGCGAGAUGCACUUGCUACCAGAUCCAUUGUUCACAUUAACUUCAGAUAAUGUUUAUCUUGUUCACACUGUAUGUACUGAGACUGGCAGAAUUUUCACUGGCGGUAAAGAUGGAUGCUUGUAUGAAAUUGCUUAUCAGGCUGCUGGAGGAUGGUUUGCUAGAAAAUGUACAAAAAUUAAUCAUUCCAGAAGUAAAUUAUCAUUUCUCCUUCCAACUCUUGUCAAUUCAUGGCUCACAGAUGAUGAUUCUAUAAGUCAAAUAGUAGUUGAUGAUACAAGACAUAUUCUUUAUACAAGAUCGGAAAAGGGAGCUAUCACUGUCUACGAUCUUGGUGUUGAUGGUUCAUCCACUACAUGUGUUGCACAAAUGAAAAUGGAUUCUAUUAGACUGAGAGCAUCAGCAAUUGCGUCCACUGUUGCACCAUCUAACUUUGAUCAGAUAAUUCACAUCUCAACGAUAUCGAAAAGGGAAUCAAGGAAUAUUCAUCUUGUUGCUGUUUCUAGAUCUGGUGUUCGAAUGUACUUUAUGACAACAGCCCCUGCGCCUAUAUCUCCACCCCCUGCCACAAAUAUUAAUGGAACUCCGAUACAAACACCUAGCACAAAUGUGGCCGACAGAAGGCCACAUACCUUAGAACUUGUACAUGUCAGAUUACCACCUGGAUAUACUGCAAGCAAUACAAAUCACCCAAUGGAUGUCCACACUGCCCAUCAUAAUGCAGGCACUCUUCUUCUUGCAUCAUCACAUGCAGACAAUGAUUCAAUAUGGUGCAUCAGUAGAGAUUCUUUCAUGUUUGAGAAAAUUUUAACAGAAACUCAGAUAUCAAUGCCUAUUGAUAGUCGUCCAUGGGUAAUAGUGGAAGUACCUGAGCCCCCUUCUCCUCUUUCAGUAGCGUGCUUGCCAUUCGGAAGUACAGAAAUACCUCCUGAUCCUCCUAUACAAGUUCUUCAACAUUUUCAAAAACCAUCAGAAUACGUUGUAAUCACUGCCCAGGGUUGCCAUAUGUUCAACAAAUUGAGGCCGGUGGAUCAGCUGAGGUUUCUACUUGAAACAAGACAAGAUCCGGAGUCAGAAGCUGUUGCUAACUUUUUCAAACUCCACAGGAACGGUGAAGCUAGUGUGGCAUGUAUCAUAUUGGCAAUGUCAGGAAUGGCAGCUGACAGAAUACUGAUCGAACUUGCAGUUGCCGCAUUUCAUCGACAUAGUGGUGAUGCUUUUUACAGAUACCUGGACCAAAAUCAAGGCCCAUCUACUCUCGGACAGAACUUGCCAACACCCCAUUCUCCAUACGGUGGUCAUCAAGCAGCUAUGUCACCUAUUCCUGGACAAAGACUGCAAGAUUUGUCUGUAAGAAGCCCGGGCGGAUUACCUGUUAUAAGCACUCCUAUGCCUGGUGUUACUGCUCCAAACUUAACAUUCCAACCAAUGCAAAGUCCUAGGAUAUCUAGUCAAGCAACAAACACAGCUGCUCCAGCUGGUGUUACUUCUGAGCUAUCAUAUUCUGACAAGUUCAAAGGCCUUUAUAAGAUGUUCUGUAGGAUUGUGAGGCCGAUCUGGGAAGGAAGGCUGAUUGUGGACUAUGUUGUUACUCAGGACAACCGCCAGCAUACACUGAACAUCAAUAGAACGGAAGUUGAAAUCUUGACCCAUAUCUUGAGUGAUCUUAAUUCUUUCAAACAUUUCAUGGAAGCACACUGCCUAUCAAGAUUACCCCUAUCUGGAGGUCCAGCAAUGCUGCCACAACAAAGAUUUGAUAGCAGUGGAUUACAUGGUCAAUCACUGAUGCAGAAUGCUCUCAGAGCUCAGCAAGUUCAAGCUGCCCACGGUGAAGCAAAAUUAAUCUAUGCUUUAUAUACACUGACGGAACACACUACUCAAGUACUGGGAUUAUGGAGAUUCAUGUGUGAUCAUGAGAUGCACAUGAUAUGUAAAACAAUAUCAAAGGAAACAUUGGCAAUGUUGAAGAAUGUCACAUUUCAAGAUUUUGUUCUGGAUGGGCACCAGUUGUGUUCUGAAAUGAUAUCAGUGAUUGUGAAUAGAUACAUUGAUGAUAAUUCAGAAGUGGAUUCUCUCAAUGCUCAACUUCGACAAAUAUGUCCUUCGCUUUAUUCCUUGGAUGACGUUAUUUGCUCAAGGUCAUCAGAAUUGUUGAACUCAGCGAGACAAACUGCAGGUUCAGAUCAAGUAACAAAAUUAGAAGAAUGUCUUUCUUUGUUUCAACGUGUUGCUCAUUGUGUUAAUUUAUCUCUCGUUUCUCAACAAUUUCAAGCAGUUGGUUUUUACACUGGUGUUGUUGAAUUAUGUGCAACUGCUGCUCUGAAAAGAGACGAAAGAAACCUUGCUCUCCAUUUCUAUAAAUCUUGUGCCGAACCUGAAGAAAAUGUAGAAGGAAGAAUUGCUUAUGAGGCAAGAGCUGAAUGCUACAAAGUUAUCACAGACAUGAUGGAUGAUUUAAUGUUGGCGAGUGAGAGUCAACCACAGGCACCAAGUGUUCCUGUACAACUAGGCCCUCCAGCCCCCAACAAGCAAGGAGUUACAAAAAGCACUCAGAAUUUGCAAGCAGAGGAAGCACAACGAUAUGCUGAAAGUUGUAUGCAUCUCAUUAUGAGAUCGGAAGAUGAAUUACUUCACGUCACAAUAUAUGAUUGGAUGUUGAGAAAAAGCCUCGCCGAUAGGUUACUCAGAAUAUCAUCUCCUUACCUUGAGCAAUAUUUGAAGAGAGUAACAUCAAAUCACCCUGAUGAUCCUUUCUAUUGUGACAUCUUGUGGAAAUAUUAUGAAAGAUCUGGUGAUCAUGCUGCAGCAGCAAAAAUUUUGAUGAAACUUGCAGAUAAAUCUGGUAACAGUCACGAUUUGACCAGAAGAGUUGAAUAUUUAUCUCGCGCAAAAAUGAAUGGGAAGAGUGCAACCACUAUUACAACAGCAAGUGAAGAAGGACAAUUAUUACAUGACCUUGAAGAAAAAUUAGAGGUCGCUCAACUACAAAUGCAAAUAUUGCAAACUUUGGAAGAACUUGGACAAACCGAAGCAGUGGCUGCUUUGAAUUCACAGUUAAUGGACAUUACAAGGCUCUACAGUGAUUAUGCAGAACCCUUCCAGCUUGCCGAGUGUAAACUUGCCAUUGUACAUUGUGCUGGACAUUACGAUCCAUCUUUGAUAGAUGCUCUGUGGCAGAAUAUACUUGACCAAGAAAUUGCAAAAGUUCAAGAUCAAAUCAAUGAAAACAUAGUCACAGCUUUGUCAAUGAAGGUUUCGCAGCUUGGAAGAAAAUACAACAGUGCUAUGAGAUAUUUUCCAGUCGAAUUUCUGGUAAACUAUCUCGAGAAAGUUUCAUGUCAAAAUGAUUGGCCGGAAGGAUGGGUUUUCACUUCUUUACUUGAUGCCGGUGUGGAAAUCACACAUUUAUUGGAAUUAUAUCAAUCAGUGCACAGACAAAAGCUUCCUUAUUGGAGUGACCAUGGAAGACCUUAUCACAUUCUGCGAGUAAUUCGAAGAAUUCUUGCUGCAUUUGCUGAGAACCCAUCACAGUAUGUUCCUGCUCCACAAAGGCGGAAAUUUGUUACGAACGCACUAGACAUAAUCGCAGUUGCUUUAGUAGAACUCCAAUCAACAGUUCAAUCAAGCGAUCAUCUCAAUGAUACCAAAACAAGAUUCAAGAAUUUACAAGCACAAAUGGAACGACUUGAAACUCAAGUUGCAAGAAGAUAUUAAUAAUGUAUAAGAAAAUUUGCCAUUAACUGCCAAAUACUGAAAUUUUGAAACUGUCUAGUGUGAAAAUUUUUGACAGUAUAAUGUGUCCGCAUUUAUUCACUGUUUGAGAGUCGGGAGUUAACUUUAAAGUCAUUUCAUGUCAAUAAGCAUUUUUGUGUUAUCAGUAACUUAUUUAAAACCCCAAAUUUUGGAAAUAUACAUCUGUACCAAAUAUAUGAUGCCAUAGUACGUGCCAAAAACAAGACAUGCUUGAAUAUGGCCGAGUUCAAUUUGAGUUAAUGGCUCUCUCCCAACUUGAGAUGUGCUGGUAUCGGUAUGCCCUGCAUGCACAAUAUCGCUUCAGUGUAAUUAAUUAUAAGUCUGUUGGCUUCCCAUACGACUAUCCUACGAUUGUGUGUAUUUGAUCAUAUGUGGAACAUUUUUUAUUCUUAACUGCCUUAUUGUAUUUCCAGUGACCGUCUUGUUUUCUAAGCUUAUGAUGUUAAUUCAAGUUCAACAUGACUAGCAUAGAUACUUCCUAUCAUUGAUUUUCUCUUGAAUAUUUUUCAAUACAAUUUUUGCAGCGAACUGA